GUCGCGACGGAAGGUGCCCUCGCGCUCGCCAUGGGAUCGUGGACGUCGUCGUGCGAAUAGCCCCGCGAAGAGGAGUAACCCCCUUGCAGAGGAAUCAGCCCCGAUGGUGCUGGCUCUCCUGCUGUCCGGCCUCCCGCUCAGCGCCGCGCAGGAUGAGUCGGUGCACCUGGACAACGCGACGCAGUGCCAGGACGGCCUCAUCCUCUCCGUCUGGCAGCCGCAGCACGGCCUCUCCACCUCCGAGGUCGUCCUCCGCGGAAUCGUCUACUUCCUCAGCCUCAUCUUCAUGUUCCUCGGCGUCUCCAUCAUCUCCGACCGCUUCAUGUCCGCCAUCGAGGUCAUCACCUCCUCCGAGCGGAAGAUCAAGGUCAAGAAGAAGGACGGCACCGAGCAAACCGUCACCGUUCGCGUCUGGAACGAGACCGUCGCCAACCUCACCCUCAUGGCUCUCGGCUCCUCGGCCCCCGAGAUCCUCCUCUCCAUCAUAGAGAUCUACGCCAAGAACUUCACCGCCGGCGACCUCGGCCCCGGCACCAUCGUCGGCUCGGCCGCCUACAACCUCUUCGUCAUCAUCUCCCUGUGCGUCUACGUCGUCCCCGACGGCGAGGUCCGGAAGAUCAAGCACCUGCGGGUCUUCUUCGUGACGGCCACGUGGUCCGUCUUCGCCUACAUCUGGCUCUACCUCAUCCUGGCGGUCAUCAGCGAGGGCGUCGUCGAGGUCUGGGAGGGCAUCCUCACCUUCCUCUUCUUCCCGGCCACCGUGCUCACCGCCUACAUGGCCGACCGCUCCCAGUCGCACUCCUUCAAGAGCCUCCGGCUCAACCGGAACCGCGUCAUCGUCGCCGCCGAGUCCGGCGAGAUCAACAUGGCCAUGGAGCCGGAGGAGGAGAUCCUCGAGGACUCCAAAGACCCCGAGUCCCUGGCCGACACGCUGCGCAUGCUCAAGAAGGAGAACCCGGGCAUGUCCAUGGACGAGCUGGAGCGUCUCGCUCAAGAGAGGAUCAUGGCCAACCUACCCAAGUCCAGAGCCUUCUACCGCGUGCAAGCCUCGCGGAUGCUGACCGGGAGCCACCACUCGAAGAUCUCCAUCCGGGAGGACUCGAACCAGAAGAUCGCGCCGGCCCCCGAGGGGACGCAGGUCUUCUUCCGGCCGCAGUACUACACGGUGCUCGAGAACAUCGGGAGCUUCGACGUGACGGUGGCCCGCGAGGUGGCCGACGAGAAGGCGCUCCGGGACACGGUCAAGGUGGACUUCACGACGGAGGACGGGACGGCCGUGGCCGGGUCCGACUACGUGGGCGCCUCCGGGACGAUCGUGUUCCAGCCGGGGGAGGCCGAGCAGCGGAUCACGCUCCAGAUCAUCGACGACGAUGUGUUCGAGGAGAACGAGCACUUCUACGUGCACCUGACCAAGGCCCGCACGGUCGGCGGCGAGGGGGUCGUCAACUUGGGGCAGCCGGCCACGGCCGUCGUCAUGAUCCUCGACGACGACCACUGCGGGUCGUUCGGCUUCGCCGACCCCAAGUUGGAGACGGCCGAGAACGUGGGCGAGCUCAAGGUGACCGUGUACCGGAGCAGCGGGGCCCGCGGGGCCGUGGAUGUGCCCUUCUACACCCAGAACGGGACCGCCAAGUACGGGGAUCACUACGGCGAGCUCACCGGCGUCCUCCAUUUCCAGAAUAACGAGACCCAGAAAACAAUAUCGAUACCGAUAGUUGAAGAAAAUUCAUAUCAGAAGCGGCUCACCUUUUAUGUACAACUUGAGGAGCCAAUCAAACCAAAUGAUAAAGAUCGGUCUUCCAAUCACGAUUUAAACGUAGAUGAACAAAUUGCCUUGCAAGGCAAACCCAGUUUAGGGGCUAUUUCUAGGCUAGAGGUUACAAUUACAGAAAGCAAUGAAUUUAAGAAUACUGUAGACAAAUUAGUUAGUUCGGGACCACCUUCAACAAUCGAAAAUACUUCUUGGGGCCAACAAUUCAGCGACGCAUGUAAAGUGCUCCCAGAUGAUGAUUCAGACGGCGAGCCCGCAACAGCCAAUUGUUUUGAUUAUGUUUUACAUUUUUUAACUUUAUUUUGGAAACUACUUUUUGCUACUGUACCUCCUCCAGGAAUAUUUUCCGGAUACGUGUGUUUUGUGAUAUCGAUUAUUUGGAUCGGGGUCCUGACGGCGCUCAUCGGUGACAUCGCCUCACAUUUCGGGUGCACCGUCGGGCUUAAGGACUCCGUCACAGCUGUUACACUCGUGGCCCUAGGGACCAGCGUCCCCGACACGUUCGCGAGUAAAGUGGCGGCAAUCCAAGACAACACGGCGGACAACAGCGUGGGCAACGUGACGGGAAGUAACGCCGUGAACGUCUUCCUUGGAAUCGGCGUCGCAUGGUCCAUCGCUGCCAUCUACCACUGGUGGCACGGUCGGCAUUUCUACGUCGACCCCGGAAAUUUGGCCUUCUCGGUGACGCUGUUCUGUUCCGGUGCGUGCAUAGCCAUCGUCAUCCUGGUGAUCCGGCGAAGCGACGCCAUUGGUGGAGAGCUCGGCGGUCCGGUCGGAGCCAAAAUGGUCACAUCCCUCGUUCUAUUCUGCCUGUGGCUCUUCUACAUCACCAUGUCCACGCUGGAGGCCUACCACGUUAUUCAGGGAUUCUAAGCUUCACACUCCAAAAAAGGAAAGGAAACAUAUCCCAGCACUCGGGGCCUUAAAAACAUACGGACGGCGAAAACCAAAAUCAACCUAACUACGUCAGCCGUUGCCGAAGUUACUUUCCGUAAUUAUAAUUUUAAAGAGAAUAGGCGACAUUCCAACUUAGUAUCUUCCAAGUAUACAGAGAAAGUUUUUCCAGUUGCCUGCCUUAGCCGCCUUUGGGAAGCAUUUAAUACCGCUUAAUUAAUGUCGGUUAUCCUAGCAGACAAUAUUUUUUAAAAAUAUUAAUAGUCGACGCCCUAAAAUUCUUAAAAUGAGUUAUCGACGACAUGUUUCGUUCAAAUUUUACGUAAAAAUUAUUUUUGAUUUACUUAGUCAUGAGACUAUUACUAAACAUGCGAAGCUUACGGAUAGAGUUUUGGUGAAUUCGGAAUCUCUGUGUAUAUUUAAACGUAAAAUGCAAAACUUCGAUGAAUGAAAAAAGGAGCACAGACAAACUGGAAAAAAUUAAUAAAACAACCCGAUAAUGUCUCAAAUGUUCAAUGUUACGGAAAUAUUGAACAGGAGAGUUUCCGCUUGCUAUUAGGGCGUAAGAGGAUCUUGCAGUACUCGUGAGUUCAUUUUGAAUUGAAGGUUCAAAAAGGUUCAAAAUACAGUUUUAGAUGUUUUUUUUAAAACUUUGUGAGAAGAACAGUUCCAUGAAAUAGGCCUUUGACCAUUCAAUUUUUUACUAAAUACUUUCAGGUUAAAACAAGUCGCAACUUUGGGCUAUUGAGUAAAAUCAUACUUUUUUAACAGACAUCGAUUUCUCCACGGGUUCUUCAAAAGUAAAAAAAAAAGCUGUAUGAGUUUUUAGCUUUGUAGUAUGCUGCGCCAGAUUGGGCUUCCACUAAAUUCUCAGGACUUGGGAAAUCAAUAAGACGGUGCUUCGUGUUGAUAUACCAUUUUAAGGGGGAACUGCUCUCAAUAUCAUUCAUCGAACCUUUUUUUUAAGAAUGACCUUGAUGAUCUUCUUACGAGUUACGUACAUAGCAAGUAUCCGUGCAAAAUUUGUCUUUGGUUGUACUUUGACCGCGUCAGUCAGGAAGGAACAAGUCUACCAGGAAAAAUAACAGAGAAUUUUUAAAACAUUGGAAGCUUAUAGGAUUUUCCUCCUAUAACCCGACAACUUUAGAAGUCGCAACUUAAUACGGCUUUUCUCAGAAUGUAUCCGGCUUGAGUUGGUUUCUGUUUGUGAAAUUGGUCCCAAUUAGCAAGCGAAAAGUUUUUCCUAAAAAUCUAUCAUUCUUUUGAGUUGAUUACGGUGCCCUUCCCCCUCGUGAGAUGACGUGUUAUUAUCAAAGCUUCAUCAACUCACGAAGGCCUUUUUUCAUCGGACAUGACCUGAAGGCUCUUUCGAAGUAGUUCACAUUUUAUUCUGUGCCUCGCUACAAGGAAGAAUUCAAGCAGACUUGAGAGAAAAAAUGUAUUUUUAAGUCCCCGCUUACCCAAUCUGAGCAAUUUAAUCAAAUUAGUCAAAGUUACAUUCGGAGAUGAACAGCAUUUUUCGUCCAAUAGGAUAAAUGAUCGAUUUGAUGGACGUAAUUGGCUUAGUGAUGACUAACACCUAAUCGUCGCGACAAAAAAACAAGUUCGGUAGCUCAAGUAGCACAUAUUGCAAUUAAAUGGUACGUUACGGCUAACAUGCAGGAGUGCUGAGCAUGUUGUCUCUCAUUGAAAAGGGCUCCUCUUACUGGAAUUAAUUUAAAAAAAGUUGCAAUUUUUUUGCAUUGCAAAUUUCCUAUCUUCCUCUCACGAGGAAAUCGUUUUACUGAUUGUUAGAAAUCGGCAUUAAGUGACCAAAUGUUGUAAAAAUACAAUUUCUUGGUUAAAACAUUUCAAAUUUAUUGAAUUGAAUUGCAAAAUCAUUUUAAUAGUUGCUCUGUGCUUCUUGGAGGUAUUGUUUGCUAAAAAAAAUUGCCCUAAACACUUUGAUCAUUACUAAGGCGAAUCUAACAUUGCUCGUAUAAAUAGGGCUUCCAAAAUAUGCAACCUUUCCCGGAAUGUUAGUAACGAUGCUGUUAGCCACGAAUUUCUUGCUUUUUGAAAACUCCUCAGGGAUUUAAAAUCAACAACAGUAACACACCAUUAUAAUAUCCGCGAGGCCUGAAUUUGGAACUUAGUAACGAAGCGUGAACUUAAAAUAAUGUGUUUAAAAGAAAGGAGGUUAUAAAGUUUGGAAAAUAUCCAGCUUUUUGCAAGAACUCCAUUUACAAAUAAAAUGAAACAAUGUGAGCCACGUAUUACCUGCGGCCUUGCAGCAGGGCAUCCGUAAUGAAACAUCAGUCUUAAAGUUAUCUAAAAUCAUCGGUAACCCAAUUUUCCCAUCAAAAUGUUGGUUUGUUCCUCACUUCUGAAUUCAAAUCAUUUAAUAUUUUAUGAGUUUAACGUAAUAAACAGAACAUUCAACCUAAUGUGAAUUUUCUCCGCCUACCUUUGAUCCAUUCAAAAACGGAGCAUUACUACUAAGUUUCAUUCAUCUAAUUAAUUCGCCCUAACUCUUCCACGUAUAAUAUAAAGCAAAUAUAAUUUUACUGCCAUAGUUUACUUGGAAAAAUUCGGCCGGUGUCAAGUGGGUAAAUAUAAUAAUAUUUUUAAAAGAGAAAUAUUCUAGCAUUCAGAUAACUUAUGUUCGAACAUUUCUUUUUCUUAACCGCAUUGUUGCCUUCUGGAAAGUCAGGUUAGCAACAUGCAACAUUGACCGAUAAGUCAGACAAGUGUAAUUUCUAGAAUGACAAUUGUUUAGUUGAGGGGCUGUUCAUUGAAUGUAAGCGUACAUUACGAGUGAGUUACAGGCAUUCAAGGCUGCGUUACGUAACGCUAGAAUAGAAACAUAUAGGUAGUUCCAGUUUUUCUUAAAAAAUAUAAGUUAAAAAAUAAUGUGGGCUGACACUUUUUCUAUCGAAAUUCAUCGCAAAACGAUAAUUUGAGGGUAAGGGGCGGACAAUGUAUUUUUAAUGGGCUUAGCUUGUGCUACGGAUGCGUUACGAGGGGAGGAGGUUCCAAUUUUCAGCGUAAUAUGAACGGCCUUUGAGCAAGAAAUAAAAUAUUGAGAUGUCUGCUACAUAGGAACAGGUUCCAUUCAUUUCAAUCUAAAUUCAUUGCAAACUAAGAUUAAUCAAAUUUACAUUACUUUCAUAAUUUAUUUUUACUUGAACAAUUUCGGUAACAAACUUUUUAGAAUAGGACACAUGGCAAAAAUGCUUAAAAUAAAUCAUUCUUUUCAGCAAGUCCUAGUUUCUUUAUCAAAUGGAAGAAAAAACCGUUUUGCUUCAUGAAAUAGACUAGUUUACGACCAAAUUCAACCAAAGACUGUAAAAAUUUCUCUUUAUUUUUUGGCGAAUGUUUUCCUCCCCUUAGCUCCUCCUCAAACGCCCUUAGUUGAGCCUCUGAAAUUAAUGCGAUCAAAACUCGUUGUUCACUACACAAUCACCUUCUCUAAAAGAAUUAUAGAGGGUCUUUCGGAAUUUUUAAUUCUGAAAAUUUCGAAUGAACUUUUCAUGAACACGCGAUUAUUUGAUAAUUCACACAAUUCCUGUGAGUGAGUGCCUGAAUUUAAAAAAAAGAGAUUUUUAUUCUAGGCUUGGUAGAAUUAACUUGUUCCAAAAAAUAAAUACAUUUUAGAUUAAACCACAAUCUUGAGCUGUUAAGAUCCUAUAACGGUCCAACUAACAACUCCCACGAAACCUUCCCCCGCAAACUUCAUGAAGUUUAAGGAAGCCUGUACCGUGUACCCCUCCAUUUGUCGUCCAUUUUGAAAAAUCUUGAGCCUAUGGACUCUUCCAAGCAUUAAACCUCUCUUUAUCCUAUCAUAUUAAGUUUGAGCCAUUAUUUGUUAAUAAGCCUUGUAAAUAUCAUCUCAUAUCGCCAAUUUUUGACUUUUUGUUACUUGUAUAGACAUCGUAAUUUACGGAAAAUUUUAUAUUAUUGUUACGUUAAUCGACUUAUUAAGUUAUCGAAUUGGAUUUUCGUUUAUUUUUGUAUAUUUAAAAAGUGGAGAUCUCGUCAUCACUAUUACUGUCGUAAUCUUUCUAAAAGUUUUCUUGUGUCCGUCUAAGAUAUAAUUAACACUCGUACAUCCAACGGGCUGUCACUUAUUAAGACGCGGCCUGCAUAUUUAUGGCCUAAAAUAAAAACCUAACUAGUAUUUAACCAACUAAGAUAUCUGAAGAAAAAUUCAGUUGAUGAAAUUUAUAAUUGUUGAGGCAUCAUUAACAAAAUGAAGGCAGUCUUGAACAUUUUCCGUCUCUAUUUUAGCGAAGAUACAUGUUUUCUUCAAAAGUACCAAAAUCAACAAAUUUACAUUCCAAACCUGUCUAUGUUUUACUACUGUCACAAUAAUGGAAGUCGUGAUGUGAGGAACAACUUAAAUCUAUAGUGAGGAGUUACCCGAUGCCUCAAUAUCUUAAAUCAUUAUAGUCAUGAAUGGUUUAAUCCGUCAAUCGAGUACAAUCAAACAGGUCGAAAAAAUCAAGUCAAUCCUACUUGACUUCCAUCAAGCUCACAGCCUUCCAUUAGAAUUAAAUUAAGUAAUCGUGAUAGGUUUCUUUCAAAUAGAAGACUAGAUACCAUGCAUACCAUAAGAAAAUCAAAAGGGCGUAAUCACAUUGUGGUACGGUACCUAUUUCAUGUUACUCCCAUUAUCAGCUUUAGUACGUUCUCUGUCAACAAUAAAAAAAAUCUUAGGUACCAAGUGUUCGUUAAAUAACGUCAUUCACUGAUUCCUUAAUUAUCAUGUAUCACUAUCUCAAGCAAAUUCCUUUUUCCACUUUUUAAAGAAUCAAACGCCGAUAAAAAGUGAAGUUUGACUUAAAAUUUUGGAUGUAAACAAAAAGUGCGAGAAUUUAUGAAUAGCUGAAAUACCCGCUACAGCAAUGUGGCGGGUAAUUCAGCAUUUAAUAAGUUCUCGCACACUUUUUCUACAUCUAAAAUGUUAAAUCGACUUCACUUUUUUUUCUGUGAAUAAUUUCCCAUCACUCAGGCACACUUGUGCUUUGCUGUUCUCAAAAUAUUCGGGAUAAAAAAUAAUCUGGAUUGCACUAACUAAUGGCAUAAUCGGUGAUUAAAGGUACCUCACCCCUCUUUAUGAUCUACAUUCUGCAGUGAUGAGGAUGAAAAUCGUAUUUUCAUUCAAAAGAUGCCAAUUUUCCUCAGAUAAAUUACCAAUUUUCUGACAUAUUAGUGAACGUUUUUGCUUGAUGUUUUUUUACAGAAUAAAACACACAGUCAAGUGCUUUGCAACAUAUCGCUUGAUCCGUCAUUUAAACCUAUGGAACAGGAUCGAUAAACAGGGUGUUCGCAACGAGCACCUCAUUAAUCGAUUCUUUACCACAGCUUCAAAUUGAGAAAUAUCGAUGAUCCAUCACUCACGUGUAGUCAUUGGUAAUUAGCCGAGGGUACACAAAUUUGAAAGGCCUGCCACGGCUGAAAUAAGAUAGAUUUUUAAUUUUUCAGAAUACAGACUAUAGGAGGGACAAGCGUUCGUAGAUAACUUGUUAUGAACAUCUAAAUCUUUCAAAUUUGGGGCCGAACAAUAGACGUGUAACACUGCAAGAAAUAGUAUGAUGUUACAAAAACUACGACACAGUCCCUAUAACUUAAAUUUACUUCAGAGUUUGAAGAAUAUAUAGAGAAUCAAUUAUUUAACAAUUGCGUUAGUCUCCAAAACCCAUGUCUAUUACGCGGUAUUGUCACCAGCAGUGGCGUGGCGUGCUUUGCAAUAUAUCGAUUGACCUGCCAUUUAAACUUAUGGAAAAGGAUCGAUAAUCAGGGUGUUCGCAACAAUCAUCUUAGUAAUCGAUUCUUUGUCAUAGCUUUAAAUGGGGAAAUAUCGAUAAUCGAUCAUUCACGCCUCGCCACUGCUCCAAAACCCAUUUCUAUUCCACGGUAUUGUCACCAGUCAUUUCCAUUUGUAUUAUCUGAGAAGUUGCUUUGAGUUUCAUGUAUUUAAAUGGGUCAUGUAUAAUUUUUACAUCUGAUUUUAAAUGUAAUUAUUUAAGACGUAAUCGUAUUGUUGUUGACAAUUUAGAAAACGUUUCUACUGGAGCGAUACUUAACUGCAAAAGGUGUUCAAUACUUCGUACCAAAUAAUUUAUGUAAAAGUUAUUUUUUAUUGUUAAUGCAUGAAAGUUAUGUAGAGUGGAUAAGAGUUACAUAGAGUUGACACUUAAGUAAAGUUAAAUUGUUCGUGCAGAUAAUUGGUAUGAAUAUGUAAAUAAAUACGUUAUACAAUUGUUUGUUAAAA
Molecule: messenger RNA, 8921 nt
Organism: Bemisia tabaci
Lineage: Eukaryota; Metazoa; Arthropoda; Insecta; Hemiptera; Aleyrodidae
Gene: Calx
Product: sodium/calcium exchanger 3
Biological process (GO): cell communication; calcium ion import across plasma membrane; sodium ion transmembrane transport
Cellular component (GO): postsynapse; sarcolemma; axon
Molecular function (GO): calcium:sodium antiporter activity
Source: RefSeq, a predicted model, not a curated record